Centropristis striata (black sea bass) is the source of this 426-nucleotide messenger RNA. RefSeq names its product putative ubiquitin carboxyl-terminal hydrolase 50. The record is from RefSeq and is a predicted model, not a curated record. Bases 1 to 375 code for a protein of 124 amino acids. Gene Ontology annotation, biological process: protein K48-linked deubiquitination; endosome organization; Ras protein signal transduction. Gene Ontology annotation, molecular function: cysteine-type deubiquitinase activity. The transcript has 6 exons. Gene Ontology annotation, cellular component: dendritic spine; postsynaptic density; midbody. Lineage: Eukaryota; Metazoa; Chordata; Actinopteri; Perciformes; Serranidae.
AUGGUGUACUGCAACACAUGCAAAACGGAUACAGACGCAUCCAGUGAAUGUGAGAUGGUGAAAUAUCCUCAGAUUUUGGCUCUGCUCCUCAACAGAAUUGAGAUUGACUACAACACUAUGUCAUAUGUCAAAUCAGACUGUGGUGUGAAUGUACCACUCACAAUACAGACAAAGAAAAAGGGGUACAGUCUGUAUGGGAUGGUGAAUCACAUGGGCAGUCUCAGUGGUGGACAUUACACAGCCACCAUCCUGUCUGAUGAGGACCAAGCCUGGUAUGAGUUUAAUGACAAUCGGGUCAGCAAGGUUGAACCAUUUGCAAAAGGCAGCACUUACUAUUCCCGCUCUGCAUAUCUGCUCGUGUACAGAGGAGAAUAAAAGUCAGAGGUAACUGUUCCAACAGGAAACCCAGGACAAGGCUGUUUUUUC